CUAACGCCGUCAUGGUCGUGGGCUAAGAUUCGAUCACCAAUAACCUGGCCUGAUCAUCAUGAGCUCAACUGGAAUGAGGAUAUCCUGCAAGUCGUCAGCUGUGUCGAAGGGAGGCAGUUGGUUGUAAAGGGACACGUUUUGCACGCUCUGUGGGAUGGACGGGUGAUGGUUCUAGCCAUGUCUCGUGACAACUUAGAUAGAGCAUCGCGGGCGGCCAGGAUACUAGCUGCCAGAAGCAGAAGUCGGUCGUCCUCUGGGAUACACCAAAUCGAAGUGGUCUGGGAUGAGCCGUCACGGUUGAAGAGGCAGAGGGUAAGGUGUCUAGAAAUCCGAUCGAGUGUUGAAGGCCUUCGCCAAUCGUAUGGGAUCGUCCUCACUUGGGACGGGAGUACUACGUCAAGGAGACUGGGUUACUUCAAGUUUCUGCACGAGGAGGUGAAUCGAAAUUGGCUUCGCCAGAAAAGACGGAGGCAGAUUUCUAUCAUUUAG
Molecule: messenger RNA, 489 nt
Organism: Colletotrichum abscissum
Lineage: Eukaryota; Fungi; Ascomycota; Sordariomycetes; Glomerellales; Glomerellaceae
Exons: 2
Source: RefSeq, a predicted model, not a curated record